Messenger RNA from Dendrobium catenatum, 543 nucleotides. RefSeq lists its product as uncharacterized. The coding region runs from base 24 to 476 and encodes 150 amino acids. The transcript has a single exon. The record is from RefSeq and is a predicted model, not a curated record. NCBI's taxonomy places the organism in Eukaryota, Viridiplantae, Streptophyta, Magnoliopsida, Asparagales, Orchidaceae.
AUCUUGUUGAGAACUCACCGGUAAUGGCCACCAACGAACUGAUGGAAAAGGCGGCGGAGCUUAUGGUCACGUUGCAACGGAACGUUUUAAGCGUAGCACGGCGGCUAAGAUCAGCGACGGCUCGCAGCAAGCUGGACUCACGGUUCUCAUCCGGACGCCACCUUAUUCCAUUUGUGGCUAAUGGGAUGAGAAGAUUAAGCACCGGCUGCAGUUCGAGGAAUGGCUUCUCGAGGCAUUCAAUGAGGAGGAUAGCUGAGGAUGAGGAAGAAGAAGAACAAGAAAAAGAGGAAGUUUGGAAGAGGACCAUACUGAUGGGAGAGAAAUGUCAACCCCUUGAGUUCUCCGGGGCUAUUUACUACGACAGCAAAGGGGCGAGGGUGGCGGCGCCUCCGAGGUCACCGCUUCAAAGUCUGCUUUUGUCCGCAGAAGAAAAGGAGUUGGAGAACAACCAAAUUUCGCCUGCUAUAUUUAAAUAAUAGUGUGUUGUUCUGUAGUUUGAGAAGAUAUGUGUGUGUAUUUAUAUAAAUAAUUAUGUUAACAGUA